CUCUGCUUCCCCCGGCAGCGCCGUCCUCCAUCCAUUACCAGGUUCAAUUUCGGCCACGUUGAACCCUUCUCCUCUGCUCAUCAUCUUCCUUUUUCUCGCAGCCCCGCUCGAAAUCCUCACUCUAAUCUUCUCCCUACUGGACCGCUCCCGAUGGCGGCGGGAACCCCUCAGCUGCCACCCACCGUCGACCCGAGGAGCGGCUUUUGCCGCGAGACCAAGGUUUUCCACAACCUCCGGGACCCCCUCCCCCUCCCUCCCGAAUCCCUCCCCCUAUCUGCCGUUUCCUUCGCCUUGUCCCUCAUCCCAUCCCCGCUCCCCGCCCAGCCCGCCCUCGUCGAUGCCGCCACCGGCGCCGCCGUCUCCUACCCGGACUUCCUCGCACGGAUCCGGAACCUCGCCGCCGCCCUUCGCACCGGCGCCGGCGUCUCCCGCGGCGAUGUCGCCUUCGUCCUCUCCCCGGCUGGCCUCGACGUCCCCGUCCUCUACCUCGCCCUCCUGUCCAUCGGCGCUGUCGUCUCCCCGGCCAACCCGCUCAGCGCACCCUCUGAGAUCGCCCAUCAGAUUCGCCUCUCCAACCCCUCCGUAGCCUUCGCUACCACCGCCACAGCCUCCAAGCUCCCGGCCUACCUUCCCACCAUCCUCCUCGACUCCCCUCGCUUUCGGUCCUUUAUCUCCGCCGACGUGGCGGCGGGGGCGGCGGCGCAGCAGCAGCCGGUGGAGGUGCGGCAGUCGGACACGGCGGCGAUCCUCUACUCGUCGGGGACCACGGGGCGGGUGAAGGGCGUAGCGCUGACCCACCGGAACUUCGUGGCCCUCACCGCCGCGUACCACGCCUUGACGCGGGAGGUGGAGGACGAGUUACCGCCGGUGGUUCUGUUCACGGUCCCUCUCUUCCACGUGUUCGGGUUCAUGAUGGCGCUCCGCGCGGUGGUUCUGGGGGAGACGAUCGUGCUGAUGGAGCGGUUCGAUUUCGGGGCGAUGCUUCGGGCUGUGGAACGCUACCGGGUGACCUUCAUGCCAGUGUCGCCGCCGCUGGUGGUGGCGAUGGCCAAGUCCGACGAGGCCGCCCGCCGCGACCUAUCUUCGCUGAGGGUCCUGGGCUGCGGCGGGGCCCCGCUUGGCCGGGAUGUGGCGGAGCGCUUCGCCGCGCGCUUCCCCCACGUCGAGAUCGUCCAGGGGUACGGGUUGACGGAGUCGACGGGCGGGGUGGCGGGGACGAGGACGCCGGAGGAGAGCAAGGUGUUCGGCUCGACGGGGCGGCUCGGGUCGAACACGGAGGCCAAAAUCGUGGACCCCACAACCGGGGAAGCGCUGGGCCCCGGGCAAAGAGGGGAGCUCUGGAUUCGUGGCCCCACCAUCAUGAAAGGUUACGUUGGUGAUGCUGAGGCAACUGCGGCGACCUUGGACUCCGAAGGUUGGUUAAAGACUGGUGACCUUUGCUACUUUGACGAUGAUGGUUUCCUCUUCAUCGUGGAUAGGCUAAAGGAGUUAAUAAAAUAUAAAGCAUAUCAGGUUCCUCCAGCUGAAUUAGAGCAUAUUCUAGUUUCUCAUCCGGGAAUUGCUGAUGCUGCUGUAAUUCCGUAUCCAGAUGAAGAAGCUGGACAGAUACCCAUGGCAUUUGUGGUCAGACAACCUGGAAGCAUGCUUAGUGAUGAAGAAGUCAUGGAUUUUGUUGGGAAACAGGUUGCACCAUAUAAAAGGAUUAGGCGCAUUGCAUUUGUCAGCUCAAUACCAAAGUCGCCUGCAGGAAAAAUUUUGAGGAGGGAGCUUAUCAAUCAAGCUGUUUCUUCACCUAAAUCUAUGCUAUAACUGCUGUUUGUAUUCCCCUUUUUUUGUAACACAGGAUGCAACCUGUUUCAGGUUGAUCUUCUCUUGGAUCUCAGCCACAGCACACUUUUUUUCAGGGUUAUAUCAUUUACAAGUAUAAAUGUUUUCAAAAAAAUAAAGGGGUUGUUUUGCUUGA
Messenger RNA from Musa acuminata AAA Group (dessert banana), 1963 nucleotides. Its product is annotated as 4-coumarate--CoA ligase-like 5. Gene Ontology annotation, molecular function: CoA-ligase activity. Bases 151 to 1809 code for a protein of 552 amino acids. Lineage: Eukaryota; Viridiplantae; Streptophyta; Magnoliopsida; Zingiberales; Musaceae. The transcript has 6 exons. The record is from RefSeq and is a predicted model, not a curated record.